AACGCUGCGUGAUAGUGGCAGCCCUACGUGACAGUUUUACAGCGACGAUCGGGUAAUAUAAUGGCUAACCAUGCUGAAAAUUUGUCAGUUCUACUUUUGAAGUUCUCUUUGCUUCUUCCCCUACGAUCUCACCGAUUUAUUCAACAUGUCUCUGGAUGAGCAAUUCAAGACCGUCUCCGACACAGUGAAGAACUGGUCGAAGAAGCCCUCCAACGAUGAGAACCUGGCGCUCUACUCGCUGUUCAAGCAGGCCAACUUCGGAGAUGUCAACAUCCCCCAGCCCAGCGGCAUGGUAGAGAGUGCCAAGUGGAAGGCGUGGAGCGGCCGCAAGGGCAUGUCCGCUGACGAAGCCAAGAAGCAGUACAUCGACCUCGCCAACCAAUGGCAGGCCAAAUACGCCUAAACACUAGCCUGAUUUAAUCCUAGGUAGUUUUAAAUUAUGAAUAGUUAAGUUUAAAAGAAGAAUCUUUUCUAAAUUGUAAUCUUAAUUGACUGUUUUGAAUAAAUGUUUUUGUUUCGUUAAA
Plutella xylostella (diamondback moth) is the source of this 524-nucleotide messenger RNA. RefSeq names its product acyl-CoA binding protein-like (gene ACBP-like). Gene Ontology annotation, molecular function: fatty-acyl-CoA binding. Lineage: Eukaryota; Metazoa; Arthropoda; Insecta; Lepidoptera; Plutellidae. Gene Ontology annotation, biological process: fatty acid metabolic process. The record is from RefSeq and is a predicted model, not a curated record.